Molecule: messenger RNA, 1230 nt
Organism: Chondrus crispus (carragheen)
Lineage: Eukaryota; Rhodophyta; Florideophyceae; Gigartinales; Gigartinaceae
Exons: 1
Coding region: 1-1230 (409 amino acids)
Biological process (GO): protein autoprocessing
Source: RefSeq, a predicted model, not a curated record
AUGCGCCAUUGGCGUCUGUGGCUCGUCUUCUUCCUCGUCCUGAUCCAGGCAACUCCAGUUUACCCUGUUUCUGACUCUGCACGUCUCGUGGAAACUACCUUCUCUUUCGUUGUGGCUUCUCAACCCCUCAAUGAAGAAGCCGGUGUCGAAUGUCCCGAAACUGUCCGCCACACAUCCAUUCGCACCUACACCGGCAUCGACCCCGCUAACGCAUCCGCAGCACUGGAUGGCAUCUUAUGGAAAGACCUAGUUGUCAACGGUGUCCCUUGUCUUAAUUCCCCUGCCCAAGAAGCCUCUACGUGUUUCAAAGAUAGCCCGUCUUCCCCGCCAGACACACCAGCCGCCCAAGCCGAGCCAUUUUUUCUUGUCGGACAAGAUAAUGCCGCCCGCCGCUGUGGGCCAUUUGCUGCAAAAUUCCCUGCAAAUUACUCUUUCACAAAUGAUUUCCCACGUUUCAAGCAACGCUUCAUCGACGAGAGCAUCAUACCAUCCAACUCAGAACUCCCUGAUGAAGUCGCCAACCCGAUCCGCGGCGACAUUUACAUGUUGUCACGACAGUUUUCUCCCAGUUCCAGUGCAGUCCAGUCGCAGAUUGUCUGUACUUAUCUCGCCGCUACCCCUACAUCAACACCUGAGAUGACACCUUCUAUGACAGAAGAUGAUGGAUCAGUGUGCUUCCCGGCGUGGGCAACCGUGCUAGACGAUAAGAAUCGAAUUGUUCAAAUGAAGCACCUUCGUCUUGGCGAUCGUGUUCAAGUCUCUGCCUCUGGACAAACAUCUCCAGUUAUAUCAUUUUCGCACCGGGACCAUGAAAUAUGGACCACAGUGAGCACAAUCCAUGUAUCAGGUCCGCCCGGUGGCCUAGGAUCUAACCGCACAAUUCUGUCCGCAUCACCUUCACAUCUUCUCCGCCUCCCUGAUGGCUCAAUGCAUCCAAUUGGGGCACUACGUCAGGGUGACAGCGUCCUUCUUUCUGGCGGACACAUUGGUCGUAUCGGGCGUACAUCGUCCAAACUUGCAAAGGGUUUGUACAGUCCUGUCACAGCCCAUGGGGAUAUUGUCGUGAAUGGAAUAGUGGCGACUUGUUACACAACAUCGUUGAGAGCAGAAGUCGCCCACGCGCUGCUUGUCCCUGUCCGAGCCUUAUUCCAUACGGCGACUAGGGCAUCUUUUGGGCGACCGGAAUGGUGCGCUGUAAUCGACCUAUUCCGAAAAGCGUUUUUUUCGUGA